AUGUUCUUGGAGCAGAUUUGCCCUGGACAAGUCAAUCCAGAACCGCAUGCGAUUGAUACUUUUAUCUGGAAUUCCAUUCGUUACAUUGUAUAUGCUACCGGGUCCAAAGUUGUCGUUUAUGCAGAUCCAGCAAGACUCGUGCAAAUCAUCGCUCUGCCACUAGAAAAUGAGACACCCCAUGCAGACUCGCUUGAACCAGUAACAGCUGUAUCAGGUUGCAUGAAUAGUGGUCGACUUGCCGUUGCGCGUGACAACCGUGUUGGCAUAUUUGGAUACAAGCAAAUCAAUGAUGCUAAAUGCUGCUGGGUGUUACAUGCUACAAUCGAUGUUGGUGCACGCGUAUCAUGUUUGGAUUGGAAUACACAAGGCCAUCUCUUGGUAGCUGGUCAAGAGCUCAGCAUAUGGCGACCUGCAGAGACAAAUCAAGUCAACGAUCCCUUGCAGUGGGAAAAGCUUUGGAGCACAAGACCUGCAGCGGACGUGAUGAUUGCAAAGUUCGAGCCGAGUACCAGCAUGUUUGCCACAACUGGACGGCUCGAUCGGCUCGUUACGCUAUGGUACAUUGAAAACCCAGAUUCAAGCUGUCUCGAGUACCAGUUCAUGUAUUUACCACAUCCACGGCACGUUACACACUUUGUAUGGAGGAAGUUGCCAAGUAAACGAAGUGCGUUUGAUUGUACAUUGUUCACCAUGGCACGUGAUGGUAUUGGGAGAUUCUGGAGCCCUAUUGAUCCAAAGAUAGAUCGCACUUUACAUUUAUGCGCCGUUGUCGAUCCAAAUCAAUCACUGGUUACUGCUGAAUCGGACGAAGACAACAUACCACACGUUGGCGAUGAUGAUGAUUUUUCACCCAUUCAUUAUAUCGGAUGCGAUGAGUUACAAAGUUCGCUAUAUACACAGCUGCAAGGCCAUUGGAAACAUGAACGUUUGCAUCAGAGCUUGGAAAGGAUGAAAGAUCUCAUUAAGGACACACCAGACCUAUUAUUUCGAAUACAGCCUGAUGGAUCAUUGACGUUUUGGGGAGUUCAGCAUUUGAAUAGUGUACCGCGCCGCAUUCCUCGUGUCUUCGUUGUUCUCAGAGUUGCUCAAACGGUUGAAGCAUCCGACAUACCCUAUUUUAUGAAUGCUGUCAAAGUGUUGCAUGAUUUUGCUCAUAUCCAAUCAACAUCCAACAUCAAACCGGCAGAGCUUUCCCUCAUAGGGAGGAAUCAGAAUGGACAGCUGCGGUGCUAUGGCCUGAACUUGGUUGAUUUCCUUGACACGACCUGCUUCUCGCCGCGUCUUUAUCCGAAAUAUUCAUGGCUGGGACAUCAGCAUUGUAUCCGUGAGAUGACACAGGGACCGAAUAAUCGCCUUUGCACUGUUGGGGCUGAUGGUCGGAUCAACAUUUGGAAAUAUGGCUUACGGCAGACGCGAGGAAAAUCAACCACUGAACUACACUUAGAGAACACCACUGAGUUUUCUUAUGCAUCAGCACUCACGACGCUGCUAGACCAAGAUAGAUACCUUGCAAUAUAUGAUGGGACCCAGCUAGCUAUCUACGAAUGCCAAAAGUCGUCAUCAACAAUCAACAUGGUGCAUAGCUGCGAUUUCAAAGGCAUCAACACAACGUUAUCCAAGAUCUUUGUCACACGCAUGCAGCUUCAAGAAGAUCAGACAACAUCAUUAUUGGUCGGCGUAUCCGAGGAGGACAAGCUUAUUGUUACUUGGGAGAUUUUAUAUACCAACGAUGACGAUGGAACCAUCCAAGACGUCGUAUUUUGUGGUGAAGAAUCCAUGCAAUGGGAGAGCACACCGAGCAAUAUUGCGUCCAUACCCUUGAGCUCUUGCAACACAACAUCAACGCUACUUGAUCGGCUUGAGUCAUCCGAAGAAGACAACGUGGCUAUGACAGUGGCGAUUGGAUCAAAUGUAUUAUGCUAUCAGCCUUUUUGCGCAGCAGAUCAACGCGUGCAAUGGAAGUUAUUGUAUCAGCUGCAAACGGACUCUAAAAGGGUGGACAUCGUUCGACGUGUGGCAAACAUGAUGGGAUUAGUGUCAUCCACUGAGCAGGACCAGCCAUAUCAAAGGCUCUCUAUAUGGUCUGAUAUCCGAAGCAAUGUGGCACCAGCUUUGCGAGCAGAGAUUGUUUUUGAAGAACCGAUCACGGCUAUAGCUUGGAAUGUUUCUUCUGAUGGGCAAUUCAUCCUAGCAGUGGCGUCAAAGAAAAAAGUUUCCAUUUAUGGAGAGAAACGAGCGGAUGAAAUCAACAAUAGCCUUGAUCAAUGGAUAUGCUACGCCGAUUUUACUCUCGACAUCCCAGAGGAUAUUGUUGACUUGGCAUGGAUUGAUUGUGGGGCACUAGUCGUUGCUGCCGGAAACCAAAUACGAUGCUAUCUCAAAUGGCUGACAGCUGAUGAUCAUAUACAGCAAGGUCAACCAUUCGAUCCUCAGCUUGAGCCGAUGAGCAAUAUCUAUGACGAGUCUUAUGAGCUGAACGGGCCGCUACCCUUUUACCAUCCGAAUCAUUUGAUACACUAUUUGAUGUGGGGAAAAAUGAAGUUGGUGAAUUUGGUGGUGUCAACUUUAUACCGCUCCUUGAAAAACACAAUGGAUGAAGGCGUUGCUGUACUUGAUCAUGUACCGGCUGUGAAUAUUUCCACGAUCUUGAAGUUGCAGAAUGAUUCGGGAAAGCAUGGGUCCUCUGGUCAACCUUAUAGUGCGCUUUUCGACGAAGCUGACAUGAGCAGCUUGGAUAUCAACGACGAGCAAGAUGGAUCUAGGCCGCUUACAAGGUCUGAAACGGAGGAAUUGAUUCAGCUGGUCAAACACCGUAAGCUUCCAGCCCUUUCUGAAAGCGAGAGAGUGCAUCUUGUGGCGAUGAUUGACACUUUUGGAGAGAUAUCGUCAUUGGGAGAAUCGUUGGAUGAAAAUGGAGCUCGAUUCACCGCUCUUUUGGAGAACUUUUAUCAUCUGAACAAGGUUGUACCUGAAGAAGAGAAGGCACCAGGGCUUGACUCGCGAGAUAUGGUCUGGGCGCUUCAUAGUCAAUCUCAGGAUCUCUUGCUAGAAAGAUGCACUCGACUUUGUGGUGGCAAACUCUUAUGGCAGGAUGCUCGUGCUCUUGGUAUCUUUUUAUGGCUACAAAAGUCUGAAGUUGUGACUGAGCAAAUGACCAUGAUUGCAAGGAAUACAUAUCUCUCCAAAGAUAUCAAGGAUCCCGUGGAUUGUACAUUGUUUUACCUGGCAUUGCGUAAAAAGACCUUAUUGCAGACACUUUGGCGUACAGCCUAUCACCACAAUGAGCAUAAUAUCAUGGUCAAGUUCCUUGCAAACGACUUUUCAGAACCACGGUGGCAGAAGGCAGCGGCAAAGAAUGCGUUUGUUCUACUAGGAAAACAGCGCUUUGAAUAUGCAGCUGCUUUUUUCCUUCUCGCAGACAAGCUAAAGGACGCUGUGGGUGUGAUUUUGAAAAAUUUGAAGGACUACCACCUGGCGAUUGCUAUAUGUCGAGUGUAUGAUGGCGACAACAGCCCUCUUCUUCGUGAUAUUUUGGUUAGCCAUGUGUUGCCGCUCGCUAUUGAAACAAACGAUAGAUGGCUAGUCAGCAUCGUUUAUACGCUACUGGAUGAAAAGAGAGAGGCUCUUAGGGCUAUGGUGGUACCUUUAUCACGAUUUAUCGACUCGGCUGAAAACAUCACGGUGGACAUCAGCGAUUCGGCAGCAACAGUGAAUGACCCCAACCUUUUCAUUCUAUAUCAGCACCUCAAGAAAGAGAUUCGAAUGCAAAAUCGACGUGAUUUGGAAAUACCGCUCAUGCUUGAAUACCUGUUCUCGCUCAAUGUCAGUCGUGCGUAUGAUCGUCUUGGAUGCCCUAUGUUGGCUCUUUACAUCCUUACAAGAUAUGCCAAAAGGAAACCCGCUGAACCUAUCGAGAAUGGAGAUAUCAAACCAAAUGGAUCGUCUACAGCAGAUUUAUUCGAGGAGAAUGGCUCUUCACCACAACCACCAUCACAAUCUUCCAACAAAGCAGCUGAUCUCUUCUCCGACAACGAUGAUGUUUCUCGAUCCACCAGUAACAGAGCAGUUGAUCUUUUUGCUGAUGAACCUACCGUAUCCAAGGCAACCGAUAUCUUCGCCGAUGAGCCUACCGUAUCCAAGGCAGCCGACCUUUUCGCUGACGAUGACAAUGACUGGCUAAGCAGCAACAACAAUGAAGACAUUUUCGCCAAUGAGCCAUCUACAUCAACGCCGCAUGAUUUGUUUGAAAAUGAGCACAUAUCGGAUAGCGAAUCAGCUACAGGAGAUGACACAAUGGAGCAAUAUGACGGGCUUUCGAGAUACAAAGCAAUGUUGGUUGUGCGGAUGCUUCAGACCAUAUUACAUAUAGCUGCAGCAGCUCACAGCAAUCCAUCGGCAUCAUCAGCUAUCAACGAUACCAAUUAUGACCAAGCUUUUUGUCAAAUGGAGCAUGAUAUGUCAGCAUUAGCGGAUUCUGUGCAGAUACCAACGUCCACUUUUACACGUUUGUUUUUGGAAAAGUGUGUGGAAGUCGAUGCCUUUGCUCUUUGUCUUCGAUGGAUUGAAAACAAAAAGGACGACGAAUCAACAGCGCACUUCAUGAUGGCGUUCAGAACCGGGUGUCUUCAAGUAUUCAAGAUUGCACUUCAUCAACAGGACUUUCAAUAUGGCAGCUUAGCAUUCAUUGAGCGAUGGACCGAGAAUAUGAUCACGUCAUUUUCAGCAUGGAGCAAACUUCAACAGCCAGGGAAUGGAACAUUUUCACAGACCCAAGAAAUGGCGCUCAAUGCCUAUAUCAUGCUGCUAUUAACGACACUCAAGCAAAGGAAUUACGAGAAAUGCUGGUGUUUGCUUUUCAAUCUGCGUGAUUUCCUGGAAUCAUUAUCACAUGAAGAAACGAUCAAAAAGAGUUUUGAGAAGGCAUUGAAUGGAGAAGUAAAAAUGCCUGAAAUGGAUAUCGAUGAUUUCGAGACUUUCUCCGAAGAUUCAUUGUUUGGUUACAACAUGGACGAGGAAAUGUACAGGCCGCUGCAUGAUUACCGUGACAAGUCUCCUGGUGCCGUUUUACUUGAAACAGCCUCACUCAAUUACAUCCUGAUGGUGUUGGAAAGCCAUAUGCGAAGCGUUGAUAAGCCUGAUGGAGCGAAUGGAAACUUGAUCCCGUACAUAUGGAUGAAUAUACUUGAUCCCAUUGCCUAUCGUACUCACGUGCUUAGGAUGGAUGCGGAGCAAAAACUCGACAACAUCAUGACAAGAAGUAAUGCUCUACGACAACUCAAAACGCUGCGUCAAAAGAAGUAUUGGCAUUGCCUUAAGUCAUUGAAAAACCCCGAACAGCUCUUGCCAUUUAUCAAUUUUGCCUUGCCACACAUCAACAUCUUCCAAGAUGACGCCGAAAGGCUCCCUCAGACCAUAUAUAGCACUCCUACAACCGUUCAUGCAUUUAGUAUCAGCAAUGUAUGUCCUGACACGGUUGCAGUUUGCUUGAAAUCAGAGAUACACGAAAUUGACCUUGCGUGUGCUCGAAGUUAUGAUCAUCAUAUGGCGCGUUCUACCUCAAUGUCAUCAGCUUUGGGUCAAUAUCAUCCUGAGAGUUAUCCCGACACAGAAGAAGAAUUGGAAGAUUUUGCCUCAUCUGAUACGGAGACGGAUGCAUCUGGGACCAAGCACACGAAACACAGCAUAAAGCAUCAUCAUCAUCAUCAUCCUCACCACCAUCAUCCUCACCAUCUUCACGGGACUGUGCAUGGCAAAACACCUACAGGCAGCGUCGCGGCAUCACCUGCAAGUGGUCGUCACCUCAUUGAUGAGCAUAGUAAAGGAUCACAGAAUUUGAGUAUUGAUAAUCUCCAAGAGUCUCUCAAGCGAUCACUCGGAAUAAAUCAAGCUGGGUCUGAAGCUUCGCACUCUCCUGCAGCGGCAAGUUCUAUUGGAUCAAUGGCAGACAUGGUCACAUUGAAGCGCCAUGUAUCGGCUACAUGUGCUGAAGCCCAUCCCUAUUUCCCAUUUUACAUCACUGGAUAUGAAGCGAGCGGCACCAAUGAUCCAAGUGUAGUAUUAUGGCAAUAUGGCCAGGAGCAAGAGAUAGCAAGAUAUUAUGGGUCGCAUGGAAAAGUUACCAGGGCGCAUUUUGAUCUUUAUGGUCAACGUUUUGGUGCUGGAGAUACCACUGGAUCACUGCUAUUGUGGCGCUUUGAUUCGCAUGCACAGAGUAAUCGACCUUACUAUACCAUCAAUUCAUGCCACUCGAAGGCAACUCGUGAUUUUACGUUCCUUGAUUCGAGCAGCCUUAUUGCCACAGCAGGUACCUCAUUGACCAUGGGACGUCGUCGUGAUCAUGUUUGUUUGUGGGACACAUUGUUGCCUCCUAGCAAGGCGAUGAUUUGCUCACUUUCUGCCCAUGACAGCGGGGCUUACGCAAUUUCAUAUGAUCCGGAAAAGCAGCUUUUGUUUACAGGUGGCAAACGGGGUGAAAUAGUGGUUUCGGAUGUCAGGCAACGCGCUGUUAUGCAAACAUUUACUGCACACAAUUCUCGGAUCCGGUCUAUUGCUUUUGACAAGGUCAGCCAAUGUCUGGUGACAGGUUCAGUGGAUGGUGAUUUGAAGAUUUGGGAUGCCAACACGUACAAGCAACUUCAUUCUUGUGAUAUUCAGCCUCGCAAUAGAUUCCUUGGACCAAGCUUUAACCGAUUUCCGCUAAAGGCGUAUGGCGUGACUCAAAUCGAGAUCCAAGACAAGACUAUUUAUGCUUCUGGUCCAGGUGGGCUAGUAAGAUGGAACGCAAAUACUAAGACUAGUAUAGAAACUUGA
Molecule: messenger RNA, 6810 nt
Organism: Lichtheimia ornata
Lineage: Eukaryota; Fungi; Mucoromycota; Mucoromycetes; Mucorales; Lichtheimiaceae
Exons: 42
Coding region: 1-6810 (2269 amino acids)
Biological process (GO): vacuolar acidification
Cellular component (GO): RAVE complex
Molecular function (GO): protein binding
Source: RefSeq, a predicted model, not a curated record